Messenger RNA from Drosophila suzukii, 972 nucleotides. RefSeq names its product andorra (gene Andorra). NCBI's taxonomy places the organism in Eukaryota, Metazoa, Arthropoda, Insecta, Diptera, Drosophilidae. The record is from RefSeq and is a predicted model, not a curated record.
UAGUCCCCUAUCGUACGGUCAACAUACAAUACCUCUGAUCAACUAUUUAGUUCUAUCUAUCGAAAAUUUCUCACUUUCCUAUCAAAGAUGAUGCAUCGCUAUCAUAAUCGCAAAGUAGCUGCGGAGAUUCUGCGUGAUCUGUACGAGUCCUGGCUGAUCGUGGUCAUCGGGAUGUUCGUCCACUGGAACCAUUUGCGUCUGUUGGCCUACGAUCCCAUAUCGCCACUGGAUCCCCUGAGCCAGUUACCCAUGGGCGAGAAUCAGCGCUGGGCGGGACUCUUCUUCGGCUGCGGCGUCAUCCUGGCCAUUCUACAGUACCGGGCGCGCUGGGUACGCCGGUGUCGUCAUCGCGUCAGCCUGCUGAUGCUGGUGGCCGAGCUGGUCCUGGUGCUCCAGCUGACCGAGUGGAUGGACCGCCAGCUGUGGCAGCCCUUCCUGGGCAUCACUCGCGAACUGUUCCUGGCCCUGGGAGGGGCCCAGUGGGGCUCCUGGCUCUUCAGCCAAUGGCCCGCAGCGCAGUCCCUGCUCCUGAGUGGCGUCGCCUUCGACUACUUUCGCCUGGUCACCUCGUUCGCCAUCUUCAUUGCCGCCUUCGACUCCACAGCCGGCAAUUGGCGGGUGUCGGUGGAGUUCUUGCUGAUCGGCUACCUGCCGGAAACUUCGACCAGGAGUCAGCUCAUCCAGGAGAAGCACCGGAAGAAAAGUCUCGAGCGAACCAGGAAGGGCCUUCUGCCGACCCCAUCGCCCGAGUCCCUCAUAUACAAGCGUUUGUGCUACAUCUGUAUGCAGAAAAUGAAUUCGGAGCCUCUUGAUCUAGAAAUCUCGGGUCUCUAAAAAACCAUAGAGCCGAGAACAAAGACCAAUUAACCCAAACAAAAAUUUAGGUCCGAAAAAAAAGUUUAAAAGACACACACACCUAUACAAAGACAGUGCGGUUCCUUUCUUAACGUUUCUUAACUUGUGAUACACUUC